CCGCGCUCCUGUCAUAGCUUCCUCCCAUUUCUUGUAUCCUCGCAUGGCGCUUUAGCUUGGUUGGUGGCUUUGCGGUAACUGUCACCACUGGACCUCGGCGACUUUAGACUGUUCUCCUUUCACUUUUGGUUCACGUUUGUGUGACCCUUGUAGGAACUUCUUUUGUCCGCAGCGAUGUGCGGGGUGAUGUGGACCCCGGAGCUAGCGGUGCUGAGGGGCUUCUCUGCGGAGGCUGAGCGGCGGCAGUGGAAGCAGGAGGGGGCGUCUGGCUCAGAGAGUGGAUCGUUCUUGCAGUUGAUGUUAGAAGGGAACUAUGAGGCUGUGUUCUUCCAUUCAGUGACUCAAAAUAUUUUAAAUUCAUCGACAACGGCGGAAGAAAAGAUUGACAGCUACCUGGAGAAGCAGUUAGUAACAUUCCUGGAUUGCUCUGCAGAUUUGGAUGAAAUAGAAAGACAACGGCUGAUAUUCCUGCUUGGUGUGAGCAGUUUGCAGCUUUUUGUUCAGAGCAACUGGACGGGGCCUCUUGUAGACUUGGACCCUCAGGAUUUUUUGCCAUCUGUUCUUUUGCAGCAGUUUAGUAAGGUCAAAGAACUGGAUGUCGUUGUUCUGAGCCUGCUCAUUCUAGAUGGUGAAUCAGUCUACAGCCUGACCACAAAACCGAUCCUGCUCCUGAUUGCACGCAUUAUCCUGGUGAAUAUAAGACAUAAACUGACAGCUAUUCAGAGCUUGCCAUGGUGGACUUUGAGAUGUAUGAAUAUUCACCAGCAGCUGCUUGAGGAACGCUCGCCUCAGCUUUUUGCUCUCGCAGAAAACUGCAUUGAUCAAGUGUUGAAACUAGAGAAUCUGUUUAUAGGUGAUUCGGGUCGAUAUUUGGCGAUUCAGUUUCAUCUGGAAUGUGCAUAUAUAUUUUUAUACUAUUACGAGUAUAAAAAAGCAAAAGAUCAGUUCAAUAUUGCUAAAGACAUUGGCAAAUUGCAUAUUGAUUUGACAGGUGCUUUAGGAAAAAGAACACGAUUCCAGGAAAAUUAUGUAGCACAACUGAUUCUAGAUGUAAGAAGGGAAGAGGGUGGUCUUUCAAACUGUGAAUUCAGUCCCGCACCCACCCCUCAGGAACAUUUAACCAAGAACCUUGAGCUCAAUGAUGAUACUGUUCUGAAUGAAAUAAAGCUAGCAGAUUGUGAGGAGUUUCAGAUGCCUGACCUAUGUGCUGAGGAGCUUGCUGUUAUCCUUGGAGUCUGCACAGAUUUUCAGAAGAAUAACCCAGUGCAUAAAUUGACUGAAGAGGAGUUGCUGGCAUUCGCAUCAUGUUUGCUUUCACAACCGAAGUUCUGGGCCAUUCAGACGUCAGCCUUGAUCCUCCGGACAAAACUUGAGCGAGGAAGCACACGGCGAGUGGAACGGGCGAUGAGGCAGACACAGGCCCUUGCAGAUCAGUUUGAAGAUAAAACUACAUCUGUAUUGGAACGACUGAAGGUUUUCUAUUGCUGUCAAGUACCGCCUCACUGGGCCAUCCAGCGCCAGCUUGCAGGUUUGCUGUUUGAGUUGGGAUGUACCAGUUCAGCUCUUCAAAUAUUUGAGAAGCUGGAAAUGUGGGAAGAUGUGGUCAUUUGUUACGAAAGGGCUGGGCAGCACGGGAAGGCAGAAGAAAUUCUUAGGCAAGAGCUGGAGAAAAAAGAAACACCAGGUUUAUACUGCUUGCUUGGAGAUGUCCUUCGAGAUCACUCCUGCUAUGACAAAGCCUGGGAGUUGUCCCAGCACCGCAGUGCCCGGGCCCAGCGCUCCAAAGCCCUCCUUCAUCUUCAGAACAAGGAGUUUCAAGAAUGUGUGGAGUGCUUUGAACGCUCAGUGAAGAUUAAUCCUAUGCAGCUCGGGGUAUGGUUUUCUCUAGGCUGUGCCUAUUUGGCCUUGGAAGAUUAUGCAGGCUCAGCAAAGGCAUUUCAGCGUUGUGUGACCCUGGAACCUGAUAAUGCUGAAGCUUGGAACAAUUUAUCAACUUCCUAUAUCCGAUUAAAACAAAAGGUAAAAGCUUUUAGAACUUUACAAGAAGCUCUCAAGUGUAACUACGAACACUGGCAAAUCUGGGAAAACUACAUCCUCACCAGCACUGACGUUGGGGAAUUUUCAGAAGCAAUUAAAGCUUAUCACCGGCUCUUGGAUUUAAGAGACAAGUACAAAGAUGUUCAGGUCCUUAAAAUUCUGGUCAGGGCAGUGACUGAUGGAAUGACUGAUCGAAGUGGAGAUGUUGCCUCUGGCCUCAAAGGAAAGCUACAGGAAUUGUUUGGCAGAGUAACUUCAAGAGUGACCAAUGACGGUGAAAUCUGGAGGCUGUACGCCCAAGUGUGUGGGAAUGGGCAGAGUGCAAAGCCCGAGGAGAACAAGAAGGCAUUCCAGUAUCUCUCAAAGGCAUAUAAAUGCGACACACAGUCCAAUUGUUGGGAGAAAGAUACUGCAUCAUUUAAGGAAGUCGUUCAAAAGGCAUUAGGGCUUGCACAUGUGGCUAUAAAAUGCAUUGAAAACAAACCUAAUCCUCAAGAAGCCGUGCAGGUGCUUUCCUCAGUUCGACUCAAUUUACGGGGUUUAUUAUCUAAGGCAAAGCAACAUUUUACAGAUGUGACAAGUGGAGAAAUUUCCAGUGAGUUAGCAGAUGACAUAGCAGCUAUGGAUGCCUUGGUAACAGAACUUCAAGACCUAAGCAACCAGUUUCGAAAUCAGUAUUGACCAUGCUAGGAACAGUUUCUGGAAAAAAGUACUUUUGCCUUCUGGAAUUUCUCUUAUACCUGUAUAUCUGAAACACAAGAUGUUGAUUUUUGAAAUAAAUUUGUUUUAUGGCUAACAUUCUUGUUUUUGUGAGAUUCCCAAAUGUUUGCACUUUCUGAAGUACAUUAAAUAAAAAAGGGCCUUAUUUCUUUAGGCCUAGUUAUGGUCAAAUUCAGUAUUUAUAUUAUUCUUGAGGUAUUUCAACACAAAGAAAAAAAUAUGAGUUUUCUUUUUAGCGUAGGGUUUAUUCUCUCUCAGCCUAACAUAAAUUGGAUCAUUCUUUGGAAGAACUUAGUCUAAACAGGGAAAAAAAUUAUAUAUUACAAGUUGGUGGAAUCAUUAGAUUGGCUGCAUUAUUGUCCAAGAGUGAUAAAAGAAUGGACUUGGAGAUGGAAACAUUUACACUUCUUAAAAUUUUGUGUUGUGUCAGAAAGAUACAAACUUGGCUGAAUUGGAAGUGUGACUAUGAUUUAACUUCUAAAUCAAGAAAAUGCAAGAAAAAAUAUGACAUAACCCAAACUAUGACUCAACUGUUAGCCACUAGUACCCAGGCUGUUAGCUCCUCAUGGUGUGUGCUGCCAGCCCUAAAGAUGUUGUUUAAUAAGGUUAUUAUGGGUGAAUGCAGCUAUAAAUGGUGCCAUAUUACAAAAAUGCCAAAGUAAAAUGCUUUCUUAAUAAUGUCUGUGGAAACAAAUAUUGGAGUCAGCAGCUGAGCUUAAUAAUCUUAGUACAAAAGUCAUCGUGAAGAAUUCAGUUACUGGCUUGAGUUGCUAAAUUUUGGGUUCCCUGCAUAAAUCACUUGACCCUUGUUUUUUUCCAUGUGAAUAAUUCUGACUUGUAGCAUCGUUGUGAGUUUCAACUGGAAAUUUAACAUUUCAUAAUCCAUAAAUAUAAAGCACUCUGAAAAAUUUAAAAGAUCUUCUAAAAAUUCCUUCCUUAAUAAAUUUUGCUUAUGAAUAUUU
Molecule: messenger RNA, 3719 nt
Organism: Chinchilla lanigera (long-tailed chinchilla)
Lineage: Eukaryota; Metazoa; Chordata; Mammalia; Rodentia; Chinchillidae
Gene: Ttc27
Product: tetratricopeptide repeat domain 27
Exons: 20
Coding region: 175-2718 (847 amino acids)
Molecular function (GO): protein binding
Source: RefSeq, a predicted model, not a curated record